AUCGAAUGAAGUUCAGUUUGAAAAAAUACAAAUGGCUGAUUUGCUUCUAGAAUACAUAGUAUCGUGUGAAAAGUUAUCUGAUUAAUAUUUCUAAAUAAAAUCGCAAUUGUGCUGUUUAUUCAAUAUACGAAAGCGACAGAUAAGAGACAUACAUAUAUUACCACUCGAUAAAAGUGAAAAAGGUUUACAUUAUUAGUGAGUUUCGUUCCUUCUAUACCAGUGCGUAUAAAGGUUUUUGUUCAAAUCAAUUUUCAUAAAGGCAAAAGACUGUUGUUGAUUUAUUUCGUUUUGACAUUAUUAUAACAAAUUGAAAGCUUAUUCAUAUUCAAAAGUCCCAACGAAUUGACUUAGUGUGAUUCGAUCGAUUGUGAAGUUAGUAACACCUUCGUUUCAAAUAAAUAAUUAUUAAAAAAGAAAAUACAUCAGUGACAAUGAAGUCCAUUUUAAUCGCCGUUUUGGUUAUCGUUGCCGUGACCAGCAGCAAUGCUAAACUUCAAUGUGACGUUAGCACGGCAUACGUGCCAACCGAAUGGUUGGACAUGACCGGGGGCUGUAUCGGCGAAAUGCGUCGACAAAUCCAGGCUGAGAUCAAUGCUUCGAUCAAGUACUUAGCCAUGGGAGCCUAUUUCGCUCAGGACACUGUCAAUCGUCCCGGAUUCGCCGACUUUUUCUUCAAAUCUGCUAGCGAAGAACGUGAACAUGCUACUAAGUUGAUUGAAUAUUUGCUCAUGAGAACUCAAUUGUCGUCGGUUGGAGACUUGAUCAAAGUGAACGCACCGGAAACAACAUCCUGGAAACAAGGUCUCGAUGCUCUAGAAGAUGCACUCAAAACCGAAGCUGCCGUAACAAAGAGCAUCAAGCAAGUGAUUCAGAAAUGUGAAGACGAUGACAAGAACAACGACUAUCAUUUGGUUGAUUAUCUCACUGGCGAAUUCUUGGAAGAGCAAUAUCGAGGUCAACGCGAUUUGGCCGGAAAGAUUUCCACUUUGAAGAAGAUGAUGAAAUCGAACACGAACGGACAACUUGGAGAAUUUUUGUUCGACAAACAACUGCAUUAAGGACGUUUGUAGUUCGUGUACUUUUUUGUUUUUUUCUUUUUCGAACAAAAUAAAUGAUUUUUUCUUUGGCAUAAAAAUUUGAACAAAAAAUAAUAAUCGUACAGAGCCAUUUAUAUAUAUAUCAAUAAAACUAUUAAUUUGCUGCGCAUCAUUUCUGAUAGUCAGUCUAAUUUUACAGAGAUUUUUUUUUUCGUUAAAUUUUGUAAUAAUUUUCGUUUUUUUUACAUUCUAAGAAUCAACUGCAACCGCUCCAAAUAUUUCGCAAUUAAUUUCGGUGUGAUGCAUCGUUUAAAAAUUGAAUGCGAAAUAAUUGGGCGAGUUGUUUUAAAUGAAAUAAUAAUAAAGUAGAAAGAUCGGGUAGUGGAUGACUGUGAUUGUUUAAACAAAAACAAAAUAGAUUUACACUUUUUCAGAACAAAUUUUGAUUAUUUUUUAAUUGAAUGAGAGCCGAGAUACUAGAUUGUCUCUAAAAAUUAAUAGUGAACAAAAAACAAACAAAAUUGUGUGUUGAUUCUUUUAACUAUUUACAUUGAAAUAAAAUAAAAAUUGGUUAAAUAAA
This is a messenger RNA of Bradysia coprophila, 1617 nucleotides long. RefSeq names its product ferritin 1 heavy chain (gene Fer1HCH). Gene Ontology annotation, molecular function: ferrous iron binding; ferric iron binding. Lineage: Eukaryota; Metazoa; Arthropoda; Insecta; Diptera; Sciaridae. Gene Ontology annotation, biological process: iron ion transport; intracellular iron ion homeostasis. Gene Ontology annotation, cellular component: cytoplasm. The record is from RefSeq and is a predicted model, not a curated record.